AUCUGAGUCUGCAAAGAGCAACACGGCCUGUUAACGCGUUUAAGGGGUUAUUACCAGCUUAAUUUUUUUUUUGGCCAUUUUUUUUUAUUGGCUUAAUUUAUGCUAAAACAUCCUUAGAAUUGAAAUCUACAACGCCCAGGUACUAAUUUAAAUUUAAAAAAUGUUUUAAAUCAAAUUUUCCGAAGUAUUAUUAAGUAUUGCCACAUAUCAGCAUAAGGAUCCGAUGCAUAAAGAUGUGUUUGAUGCAAUCAAACCAAUCUACGAAGAUCUCAGCUCCGACGGCCUUCUUUCCCGCUGCUUGGGUGGAUGUAUCCAAAAUAGUAAUGAGUCGUUCAACGCAGUCGUUUGGUCAAUUGCUCCAAAAACGGUGUCCAGCACUAAAACGAUUCUUGGCAUUGCGACUGACAUAGCUGUCAUUACAUUUAAUGAUGGCUUGUCAAGUCUGUUUGCCGUCUACGAUACCCUUGGAUUUACUGUUGGGCCAAGGAUGUAUGAAUUCUGCUUGGAAACAGACUCCAACCGGAUCCAAGCUGCUGAGCACAGUAUGUCCGCCUUUGCAAAGAAGGCCAGACGCAGUAAUACAUCGGCAAAAAAGGAUGAAGAAGAACACAAUAAGGCUCUUGAAGGACAAUUGUACGGUGCAGGGAUAGCAGACUGAAGGUAAAAAAAUUUUUUUAUGGACCAUUUUUAAGAUUUAUCAACUUUAAAUGCGUUUUUAAACUUUAAACGCGUUUUUCUCGAAAUCAUGUUUUCAAAAUCGGUCGGAAGUAGAACUCAAAAAGUUUUCAUCCGAUUGACUUCAAAAUUUAACUGUAGCUUCUUCGUUAGAUUAUCUAGUAAAGUACACACGAUUUUAGUGAUUGCUUCACUAGAAAAAAAGUUAUAACCCCUUAAAGUCGAUUUUUUUCGUCGAAAAAUGAAUUUUUUUGUUUAAACUUCUGCCAUUUCGCGAAAAAAAAUUUAAAAAAUAUAAUUAUGUGUACUUCACUAGAUAAACUCAUGUAGAUUAUGAAAAAAAUUUUUUUUUGUUCUAGGUUGAACUGGAAGAGACUUCUACUGCCGGCCGCGGAAGGCCUUUUUAAAAAGUGAUCUGAAGGUUAUUACUGUACAGCCGCCAUUUUGUAAAUAAACUGCAAUAAAAAUUUUUUUUUGUAUUUCAAAACAUGAGUAAUCAAUAGGAUUUUUUUUGUAAACCAUUCAUUUUAAAUACCUUCUCAAAAAAAAUCAUAAAAAAAGCCUUUAAUAACUCCUUAAUCGCUGCCGGGCUCUGAUCUCUCGACUCGACUUUCGAUUUCACGUUAGGCUUGCAUGCGCUCCCCGCUGUUAUCGAGACUGACAGUUUAGUUAUUAUGAUGUGUGCGUUUUAAGACUGCAGAAAUCGUGAUUAAUGCAUUCAUUGGUAUUUCGGCAUCGGUAUAUGAUUAUAUUGUAUAAAUAUAUUUUAUAAGUUAUAUUUAAAUGAGACAAAAAUAUGAAACGGUCUAUACACGAAAAGUUUAAUAUCGCGCGAAUACGACCCAUGUAGAAGCAAAUAUAUUAACAGAGAAACCUCCGUCAGAAUCGUGCGAUUUUCGACUUAUUUCUAAAGAGAAGAGAAUCUGAAGGUCAAAAAUUCUUUUCAUAGGAUUCUCCGGGUCGCAAGGUUCCGGUGACGGCCACGAGAACUCGGCUGGGAUCCGGAUCUUAUGCGCUUCGUAAAUUCGAAGGGAUCCAAGACGGAUUUGGCAAAUGUAGUUAAUGGCCCGCCAGUUUCCCCGAAGGAGCCGGCACAAUCGGAUCGUAAUGUCUACGCGAAGAGCAAUAAAACGAAGUUUACCCCGCCGGUUUAUAGACUAACGCGUUGCCAAAGAAGCCAUCAUUUGUCCUACAUACAAAACCGAUCGUGAAGCACACAAGAGUCGCAGGCUCCAAUUUGCCCGAGUCUUCUGCGAAAGCGUAAAAACGUCUCGGAUUUGCAUUUGCGUGCCAGAUACGUAAAACGUUACGGGAAUCUAUCGAAUAACAAUGCCUUGUCACCGCGCAAAAGUAAGAGAAAGAAUCCUCGGAAUAAUGGCUAGUAAUUGAAGUGGUGAUCGAGCGGGUUUGAAGUUAAAGCGAAAUCCUCCACGGGAAACCUCUUGAGUGAAACGAUCUCUCGUCGAUUCCUGUCAUGAUUUCGCGUCGAUGCAUUUCAACGCACAAAGACUCGAGAACGCAUCGAAGAGAAAUUGUCGUUCACUCGAAUUUUAAAAUAUGUGCGAAUCAAGCAUUUGCUUGGUCAAAUCGAAUCGAAUCUUUGAUAUCCUCGAAGUCGAAUCAAAUAGAAUUUCUUUAAUUCGAGUGCGAGUCG
Molecule: messenger RNA, 2329 nt
Organism: Dinoponera quadriceps
Lineage: Eukaryota; Metazoa; Arthropoda; Insecta; Hymenoptera; Formicidae
Exons: 1
Coding region: 224-658 (144 amino acids)
Source: RefSeq, a predicted model, not a curated record